AUGGAGGACGAAGAGGGGUACAUGGCAUUAAACCUUCGUCCAAAGAUGACAACAUCAGACCGGCUGUGUCAACCUGGGACCCAAGAUCACCCUCAGGUGCCAUGCUGGCAUCGGCUCGCUCUGGGGCUGGGAGCAGCUGGGAUCCUCAUCCUGGCAGUUGCUGUGAUAGUGACGGGCGUUUGGAUUUCUCAGCUCAAAGGAUGUCUGAAUACACUGGAGAACAACAGUACCGGGGAGAGAAUCAUCCAUCAAUCCAACUGCAGCACUGGCCUAAAAGAUUUCCAUUUCCACUUGAAACAAUUUGUGUGUGAAUCAUCUCACAGCAACUCAGCAGAGGGAUCAGGGUGUAAGCUCUGCCCCCCAAACUGGCUGCUGCACAGGGACAAGUGCUACUGGGUGUCAAAAGAAAAAAAUCCCUGGGACAAGAGCCGCGAUGACUGUUCACGGAGGAGCUCUCGGCUGCUGGUGAUCCGGGACCAGGAUGAGAUGACAUUCAUUCAAACUGCUUCCAAAGACACAAACCAGAUCUGGCUUGGACUCACUGUUACAUCCCCCGUGAGGAAUUGGACUUGGGUGGACGGCUCCCUGUACAAUCAAACACUGUUCAAUGUACAGGAUCCUGCUGAAGGGAACAGCUGUGGGAUGAUAAAAGCACAUGAAAUUCAUUUUGAAACCUGCACUACUGUAUCUAAAUGGAUUUGUGAAAAAGACGCUCUCCAGAUAUAG
Terrapene triunguis (Three-toed box turtle) is the source of this 726-nucleotide messenger RNA. RefSeq names its product killer cell lectin-like receptor subfamily F member 1. Bases 1 to 726 code for a protein of 241 amino acids. Lineage: Eukaryota; Metazoa; Chordata; Testudines; Emydidae. The record is from RefSeq and is a predicted model, not a curated record. The transcript is spliced from 6 exons.